AGACGAAGAAAAAAUUUAAAACAAUUUUUUUAAAUUUAAAACUCCAAAUAAAAUUAACAUCACAUGUUAACAAAUUAAUGAGAUCAAAAUAUGUUAGUUUUGAGUUUUCAUUCUCUUUCUCUUUCUCCAAGAAACUAAUACUACUUAAGCUAAAGAACAAACACUUCUCUCAAAGUUUCUCCAAAGCCCUUUAUUAGAUAACACAUAAAGAGAUCUAAAGAGAGAGUGUAGAGAGAGAAGGGGAUGAAUAGAGGAGUUUCGGAAAGUUCGCCGGUUCUUCAACAGAUGAUGGCGGCCGGAAACCCUAAUUGGUGGAAAGAAAGCGGUGACAUGAGGCCACCACCACCGUUAAUGGGUCAUCAGCAAGGGCCAUUGCCGCCACAAAUGACAAAUAACAACAAUUAUCUCCGACCUCGAAUGAUGCCGACUCUCUUGCCGCACUUUUUACCAUAUCCGUCGACUUCUUCUUCACCAUCUUUGCCUAAUAACCCUAAUCUCUCUUCUUGGCUUGAAAGAAAUGAUCUCCCUCCUGAGUCUUGGAGCCUUAGCCAACUUCUUUUGGGUGGAUUAAUGAUGGGAGAGGAAGAGAGAUUGGAGAUAAUGAACCAUCAUAAUCAUCAUGAUGGACAACAACACCAUAGUUUUCAAGGGAAGAUGAGACUAGAGAACUGGGAAGAACAAGUCCUAAGCCACCAAGAAGCUUCGAUGGGGGUUGUUGACAUCAAACAAGAGAGUAUCAUUAACAACAACAAUGGCCAUCAUCUCAUAUGUUCUCCAAAUUCACCUCCUAACAAGUCUUGUGUCACAACCACAACCACAACAAGCCUCAAUAGCACCGACGAUAACAACAACAACAGUAUGUUUGAUUUCUCUAGCAAUCACAAUGGUCUUAAUUUUUCCGAGGGUAGACACACUCCCCCGGAUCAAUCUUCUGAGUGUAACAGCUUAGAUAUUGGUGGGUCUACUAAUAAGAAGCCAAGGCUUCAACCUUCUCCUUCGUCACAGUCAACCCUCAAGGUGAGAAAGGAGAAACUAGGAGGACGGAUCGCAGCGCUUCAUCAGCUAGUAUCUCCAUUUGGCAAGACUGACACAGCUUCAGUCCUGUCGGAAGCUGUUGGAUACAUUAGAUUCCUUCAUAGUCAAAUUGAGGCUCUGAGUCAUCCAUACUUUAGUACGACUGCAUCGGGGAAUAUGAGGCACCAACAGCAUAUCUUGAAUGAUCAGUGCAUGAAGAGAAGAGGAGCUUCGUCUUCGUCCACGGAAAAUCAAAAUGCAAAUGAAGAACCUAAGAAAGACUUGAGAAGUCGAGGUUUAUGUCUUGUUCCAAUCUCCUGCACACUCCAAGUCGGCAGCGACAACGGCGCCGAUUAUUGGGCUCCGGCGCUCGGCUCGGCCGGUUUCCAGUGAAAGCCAAUGAAACUAUGCGACGCGGAAGUCCAACCUUAGCAAAAAAAGAUAUAACAUCACGAGCCGUCAGUCUACUGAGAAACCAACAAAUUGAGUUUCCAAGGCUGAUUGCUCAUGAUGCUAUAUACAAAGUACUUCUUUUAUUAAUACUUUGCUAGAGAAUAUGCGUUUAGCAUUUGGUGAAUAUGCGUUUAGGGUUUCAUCAUUCGUUGUGUUAUCAGAUGAUCAAGCAUUAUUAUGUCCUUUCUUUAGGAAACUGUUUGUUAUAUUAUCGGUUGUAAUUUGUGGUUACUUAUUUUUUUUCUUUUCAUUACUUCCAUGUGAUUUGUGUCGUCACAUUUGCUAAUAUGAUUAUACAUCA
Brassica napus (rape) is the source of this 1768-nucleotide messenger RNA. Its product is annotated as transcription factor bHLH68-like. Gene Ontology annotation, cellular component: nucleus. Bases 244 to 1407 code for a protein of 387 amino acids. Gene Ontology annotation, biological process: regulation of transcription by RNA polymerase II. NCBI's taxonomy places the organism in Eukaryota, Viridiplantae, Streptophyta, Magnoliopsida, Brassicales, Brassicaceae. The transcript has 7 exons. The record is from RefSeq and is a predicted model, not a curated record. Gene Ontology annotation, molecular function: RNA polymerase II cis-regulatory region sequence-specific DNA binding; DNA-binding transcription factor activity, RNA polymerase II-specific; protein dimerization activity.